GCCUCGUUGCAGCUCAUACUUGGGAUUCACGUAUACGUACAGCAAGCUGCACGGGUUCCUGAACGAUGCGAUCAAACAGACCACCUAUAGUCCACCAGAUCUCAAGAUGGUUGAGAGCGACCAUUACCGGACGUUGGAGCAGGCCAAUCCCCGGGCAAAUGGACCGGCGAUUUCGAUGGUCAAUGCACUUGUUGGAGAUCCACUCCAGCAGCAGCCACAGUCGAGAGACGUGGAUUUCAGAAGAAUGUCGUCGAACGAGAAUUGGCGCGGCGGGCCCAUUGACGCAAGUCACCAGAUGUGGAACACUGGAAACGCCGCAGGGCAGUUUACUGCAGGAUCUGGUCACGUUGGCCAAUUUAUUGACCCGAAUGCGACAACCAGUGGCGCUCCCGGGGGGAGCCACGUCAUGGUAUCCAGUCCCGACAACCUGGCUACAGCCCCCUCUGCUAACCAAGACGUCGAGAUGGGCAACGCACUAGCAUCGUCGCUGACCAAUAAGCGACCGUCGAGUGCAAUGUUCAAUUCCGCCAGCGACGCUGCUAAUUCUGCAGCUCCUCAGCAGCAACAGCAGCAACAGCAGCAAGGACGGCGGACCACGUCAGUAAAGCGUAAGAGCAGUGGACGUGGCCGCAAGUCUGCUAGUAGCGGAAGCCUGAAUGCUACCGCUGCUGCACAGUCUGCGCAAUCCAAUGGCAAAACCGGAGGUACACAGCAGCAACUUGAACAGUUGCAGCGGCUGGAAGAGCUGCGCUCCCGUGUUGUGCUUCUCCAACAGCUCAGCAGCAACUCAAACAGCGCACAUAGCGCUCAGCUUAUCAACGCAGUGUCUGGGCCCAGCAACAUGAACCAGACAAUCGAUGAUGCGUCUGGCACGCCCUCUGCAGCUGCUGUAGCUGCUGCCAUGAAUGCAGUCAACAGCGGAACGAUUCCAGCUAGCGACGUGAAUGGAUUCCUCAGUAGCUUUGCCGCCAGCAUUGGGACGAUGGCUAGCCAGCUUGGGUCUGAUAACAGAUCGGUCGAAAACAGCCAUCAGCAGCAGCAGCAACAGCAGCAGCAUUCAGCGGUCUCGGAGCAAUGGCUGUCGGCAGCGCUGGCAAACCAGAUGAGCGGACUUGGCUGUAUCAGUCACCAGACAUCUGGCGUGCAAACAUCGAGCGUGUCGGCAACUUCUGCACAGCAAGAGCUGAGCCAUAUGAGCAGCUCCGAGUUGCAGACUAUGAUCUCGCAGCUGAUGACGUCGCCACAGCACGAAGCAACGUCAACCUCAGUAACUCAGAAUGCCACAGCAUACGCCACUACUUUGCAGCCGGCUUUCAGACAGCAGCAGCAGCAUUUGGCGAGCGCCGGCACUGAGAUGCAACUCCUUCCCAAUGGCUCGUCUACCACUGCCAGCAAGAAUGACACUCACCAUUAAUCAUUUAUUUCCAUUGCUCUUAGAACUCUCUUUCAUUCUGUAUGUCUUAUACUGCAAUUGCCUCGAUCUUGUUGACAUUUUCUUCAUUUCAUUUCCAAUUUUAUUAACCAGUUUCCAUAUAUAACUCUGCAU
This is a messenger RNA of Linderina pennispora, 1546 nucleotides long. RefSeq lists its product as uncharacterized. The transcript has 4 exons. Lineage: Eukaryota; Fungi; Kickxellomycota; Kickxellomycetes; Kickxellales; Kickxellaceae. The coding region runs from base 107 to 1414 and encodes 435 amino acids. The record is from RefSeq and is a predicted model, not a curated record.